Patiria miniata (bat star) is the source of this 1905-nucleotide messenger RNA. RefSeq lists its product as uncharacterized. Lineage: Eukaryota; Metazoa; Echinodermata; Asteroidea; Valvatida; Asterinidae. The transcript has a single exon. The record is from RefSeq and is a predicted model, not a curated record. Bases 250 to 1905 code for a protein of 551 amino acids.
UCGUGACCUGUGACUUAUGACCAAGGUCAUAGUGGACAGGAUCGAUAUGCAAAUUAGGGUGGCGCGUAUGCAAAUGCGGGAUGGAACAAGGUUAAGACCAAUCAAAAAACAUGAAUGCGCGUCAUGACGCUAUCUCGAGCGGGAAACACAAUUCACGUACAUGUAGCUGUCAUUCUGUCACAGCCAUCCAAAGGAGGCGGAGGGUGCAUUUUGUUGUGAGAUUAAACACAACAAUUUCGUCGUUUCGCGAUGUAUCGUGCGAAUAUUUCUCGCCAACGUCGCCGCCCUGCGCGGUUUCUGGUGGAGCCUGUGCCUGAGCCAGCCUCCAGUGCCAAGAAGAAAAAGAAAUCUUCGCCUGUGAAGAAGUCAAGAUCACGGAGGGCUCCAGCUCGCACUGCCCCCUCCGCCUCCUUUGCCGUGCCCGGGGCGGUCCCGAUCGCCACAGCUCCGCUAUGCCAGCCGGGGUUUGGGUCCACCACCACGGGGCAAUCGGCGCCAGCACACCCACUGAUCACAUCAGUCGGGCUCUCAACAUCCGGUGCUGCUCCAAGUUUUUCGCCGGUGAUUUCUGCACCGAUUGCCGUGCAGCCAGUGUUCACGCCAGUCACAUCCGGGGCUUCAAUGACAUCCGGGGCUUCGCUGACAUUCCAACCAGGGUUAUCGCCGGUGAUUUGUGCUCAUGCCGUGCAGCCGGAGUUCACACCAGUCACAUCCGGGGCUUCCAUGACAUCCAGGGUUUCGCGGACAUUCCAACCGCCGGCAGCAAGUCUUGCCGCAUACCAGCCAGUUCACGCAGCCGUACCGUCCUUCGGAGCGAUGUCCCCGUCGGUUUUGCUCGCCAGUUGCGGGGCGAUGUCUUCCUUGGCUGGAUCUGGGACAGACAUUUCCGGAGGCCUGUUGCCUCAUGCCAAUUCGGGCUUGGUAUCAUCGCCGGGGAGUUCGGCAGCAUUCAACGGUGCCCCAUCCGCCGUUCCUGCGGCUCCCAUGGCUCCGGCUACUGCUGCGCCAUGUACAACGACCAGCAUGGGGCCAGCUUUGGGCAGUGUCCCAUUGGUGUCACCGGGGGGUGAGUAUGGGUCUCAGCAACCUACUUGUAACGGGCCUAAUAUCGAUAUGAUGAAUAUGCAUCGCCCAUUAUCUAUGGCCCAGGCCAGUGUACAUACCAUAUUGGGUUUUCAUGUUUCGCAGGCACUAAAGGAAAAAAUUUGGCAGGGUUCCUGUAUUGACUUGGCUUUGUUACGGAAUGACACCGCAAGUGCUGUUUUGGCACGCACUGAUACGCAAGGUACAGAUCUCACUUUUGCGUUGGAGGGGGGCUCUCUUGUCCUGAGAAAACCGGGGGCCACUCGCAAGAAGAUUGAGAGUUUAGAUGCGUGGCAAUCAGCAUUUCACACUUUCAUGGCCAUUUACCUUGUAAAGCAUACAAACAGGUUUGCUGAGCUGCUGCGCUACGCGGAAAUUAUUCGUACCGCGCACAUUCAAUUUCCAGGCCAGGGCUGGAAGGUGUACGACGAGCAGUUCAGGCUGAAACAGGAAGCGGACCCUCCCCGUUCCUGGGGUCAAAUUGAUUCCGAGCUGUGGCUGACCGUUGCAGCGGUCGGGCUGAACUCCCCCUCUUACUCACGUGGUGGGCUGCCGGCAGCGCAGACCCCCCGCACAGGGAAUUCUUUUAAGCUCGGGAAUUGUUUUGCUUUAAUUCAGCCCAAGGUUGCUAUUUUCAGGGAUGCAAAUACGCACACGUUUGCAGUAAAUGCACGCGCACUGGUCAUGGCGCCACGCGUUGUCGAGCUUGGGGGCAAGCGCGAGGGGCCACUGCAUCCAGUGGUUUUGGCGCAUCAAGUUCGGUUCGGCAUGAGCCUCGAUCCCCGCUACCUGCCAAGCCAAGUGCUGCUGCAGCGUCAGUAA